UAAAUGUUACAAAUUAAUAUAUGAGAAGCAAGUAAAACAAAAUAAAUCUUAGUACGGAUAUUAAAAGCGUCUUUAAAACCUUUUCACCCAAGUACCAGGGCUAUAUGCCACUAAAUUAGAUGGUACCAAGCACUAAUCUUACUGCUACACACUGAAGAGGAUAAUUUAUGACCCUAUAAAAACAAUUUCCUCAGCAAGAGCACAAUAAAACAACUUGAAUAGAAAUGUGUUUUGGUUUUGUCAAUAAAGAAUUAGCCUGAUGAGUGUAAAUGUAUAUUUCCACAUACCCACUCCUUGUUUAACAUUUCCUCUACGUUUUUACUACUACAGAGUUUAUUUUUGUUUCUGUUUAUCAAAAACAUAGUCAGUUCAACUAAAUUGUGUUGGUACGCUCUAACUGGCGCGUGGCCAUAACCCUGAUUGUUGAUAUCUUAUCAUAACCUACGUCACUUCUUGGCUCUAAUCGAAAGUGCGAAAGUGCCAGGCUUAUCGAGCUUCCUCAGCCAAAAAUCUUCUGAGCAAACACCUCUUCUAGACAGCCAUGAGAAUUUGGGCGUGAGAUUCGCUCAGUUUCUUAACCUUCCUGACAAAUUUUGAGUUUCUCGUUUUAAUGGCGUCAUUGAGAAAGUUUUAAUUGAAGAUGACAUAUAAUCUUGGUUAGAAUAUGAAGUCGAUCAAGGCCCGGCUGAAGCACCGAUUCAGCAAACUAAUGGCAAUGGACAAAGAGAUCAGUUCGAGCAGCAGCACCAAUCGGAUGAGCCGCAGCACCAAUUCCCGCCGAAAUGGAUCCGUACACCGAAAUCCGCAGCGGAGUGACGAGCUUCCGAAUCCGUUAACCGUCGAAGCCGCAAAGCAUCGCCUAUUCUGGAACGCUCGACGGAACUCGUCGGUCAGCAAGGUCAGCAAGCCCGAUUUGCCAGCUAUUGGGGGCAUAAAAAAGAAAAUCCCCCCGCAAACUAGACAAUCGACUUUCACCCAGACGGAAGUCAAGCCGAAACGCAAGACCCUAACGAAGAGUUCCAAGUGCAAUUCGAUGGCGCCAACGGAGCGGGCUAGCAAGGAUACACUUCGGCCAGGAUUCGGUAAGCGGGGCAGUAAGACGGCCAAGAUCGACCGCAAACAAACAUCUCACCAGAGCCAAUCGAGUUUUGUCAAAUCUAAAUCGGCCCCGAUCACGCUAGGGAACAGGAAGCGUCAAGAGCUGACCGCACGGUGCAGUGCGUCGCACGAGGGCCGCAAAAUUCUGCAGGAGCGACUGAUGGUUCAAGUGGACGCACUGUUCAACAUGCUCUUCUCCGCCUCGCCGUUCCUGCAGAACUUUCACGAGAGGCGCAAGUCCACGGAUCUGCGCAUGGGCACCUGGACGCGGAAUGCCAACGGCCAGAACGAACGCGUCGUCUCGAUGACCGUGGCACUUCAGGCGAAUCUCGGACCCAAGGUCGCCAAGGUCACCGAGACGCAGACCAUGCGCGAGUGCAGCCAGCCCGGACAGCUCUACUCCAUCGAUGUGCGGAGCGUCAAUGCCGAGAUCCCCUACGCGGACGCCUUUGUCGUCCUGUUGCACUUCUGCCUGCGAGCCACCGUCGAGGAGUACACCGAUGUCCUGGUCUUCGCACAGAUCAAGUUCCUCAAGUCGGUGUGGGCGGUGGUCAAGGCGUUCAUCGAGAAGAACGCGUACGCGGGUCUCGAGGAGUUCUGCCAGUCGCUGUACAGCGCACUGCUCACCGAGAUCAAGAAGAUGUAGCACACCACAAUGGGCUUUAAUACACUUCGACAUAGCUGA
Molecule: messenger RNA, 1783 nt
Organism: Drosophila ficusphila
Lineage: Eukaryota; Metazoa; Arthropoda; Insecta; Diptera; Drosophilidae
Product: protein Aster-B
Exons: 1
Coding region: 665-1744 (359 amino acids)
Biological process (GO): intracellular sterol transport
Cellular component (GO): endoplasmic reticulum-plasma membrane contact site; plasma membrane; endoplasmic reticulum membrane
Molecular function (GO): sterol transfer activity; sterol binding
Source: RefSeq, a predicted model, not a curated record